Molecule: messenger RNA, 1237 nt
Organism: Diachasma alloeum
Lineage: Eukaryota; Metazoa; Arthropoda; Insecta; Hymenoptera; Braconidae
Product: UBX domain-containing protein 1-B
Exons: 7
Coding region: 101-1069 (322 amino acids)
Molecular function (GO): protein binding
Source: RefSeq, a predicted model, not a curated record
UCUCGAUUUGCACAAGAAAUCACAUCAACUCCUCAUCCUCUCCCAAAAAACUGUGUUCAGUCAUAAAAACAAACUCCGUCCCGUCGCACACACAUUAGAAAUGCCCUCAGCAGACGUUGCAAUGCUCGUGGACAUGGGGUUCACGUUGUCCAAGGCAGAAAAAGCUCUCCAGAUGACUGGAAAUAAGGGUGUCGAGCCCGCGAUGGAGUGGUUACUCGCUCACUCUGACGAUGGUGAACCCACUGCUGAGUCAUUGCAGGUCCAGGCAUCAGGAAGUGCACCUCCAGAGGAAGCGAAAGCUGCUGAGGCAGCUCAGGAACCGGCUGCAGAAGCCAAAUCUCUGAAAUGCGAUGUAUGUGGGAAAUUAUUUAAAUCCUCCCUAGAAGUGGAGUUUCACGCAACCAAGUCUGGCCACGAUAGUUUCUCAGAGAGUCUAGAGGAGAAAAAACCUCUGACAGACGAGGAGAAGAAGGAAAAAUUAAAACUAUUGGAGGAGAGAAUGAAGCAGAAGAGAAAAGAGCGAGAGGAGAAUGAGAAGCAGGAGGCCUACGAGAGAGAGAAAUUCAGAAUAAAAUCGGGGAAGGAGAUUGCAGAGGCCAGACGCAGAUUGGAGGAGUUAGAGAUGAAAAAACUCCUGGAGCAACGAAAGCGUGAAAAAGAGGAGGAUAGAAUCGUUCGUCAGAAAAUUCGCGAGCAGAUUGAGGCUGAUAAAGCUGCCAGGCGAGCUAAACAAGCUCAGGAGAGUGGACAGCCAACUGUUGUCUCUCCCACGAGUCCCACAUCUCCUAGUUCUGUUGCGCCCGCACCCAAGAAGGAUUACAAUCAAACAAAAAUUCAGAUACGUCUUACAAAUGGAGAAACACUGACUCAGAGCUUUGGCUCCAAAGAGCAGCUGUCAGCCGUGCGUCUAUACGUAGAAAUGCACAGAACUGAUCCUCCAGGGCCGUUUAACCUUAUGACGAGCUUCCCUAGAAAAGUUUUUAUAGCUGACGAUUACGAUGCGCCUCUAGACGUCCUUGGCCUGGUGCCCUCAGCUGUCGUGAUUGUACAGAAAAACGCAGAAGGAUAGGAGAGCUGGACUGAUGAGUGAGAGGACACUUCCGGACAGGUUAUAAAUAUGAAAAUAAUUUCUUAAUUAAGUGAUUUUUAUCAUUACUAUUAAUGUAAAUGUGUCGGCAUUGAACAUGCCAUUUCUUAUUGGAUAAAAUUUAACUCGGGGGAGAAUAUUCCCGAGAAC